AUGGUGAUGGGGGCACGGAACUUAAACCCAUUUCCCUACCAUGCUGAAUACAUGGGACACAAGCUUCACAUGGACCAGAAUGAAAAGUUGGUGAUGUUUGGGGCCACACAUGUCUUAGCCAUUGAUGGCUUGACUUCUAAGAUUGUUGGUCAUUCAACCAUGCCUGUGAAAAAUAACCUCAUAAUUUAUGAGAAUGUUUACAGACCAGCGGUUUUGGAAUAUGGAAUGUGGGAUCAAGUAAGGGUAGACCACGGGAAAGAGUUUUACCUGACUCUAUUUAUCCAACAACAACUGUCAGGUUACAGAAACAACCUGGACAGAGCACCUUACCUACAAACCAAAUCAACAAGGAAUCACAGAAUUGAGCGGAUUUGGCCUGAAAUGAACAACAGGGUCAACUACCCAAUAAAGACAGCUUUAGUCAAUCUACUUGACCAAGAGCGGAUCAACAUGGAAGACAGUACUGUGAGGUUCUGUGUUUCUAAUCUGACAUGUCAGAUUGCCAGCAUUGGGAUCAACAGAGUUGUGGACUCAUGGAAUGCCCAUAGAAUUCCAGGCAGAGGAGUUCCAAACAUUUUGGCACCACAUGGCUGUGUCAAGAAGGUCACAGAGGAUCUCCUACCCUGUGCCUCAUCAGCAGCGGAUCUUUAUGAGGCAGACACCAGAUCGUCAUUGACCAGAUCCUCAACAUUUGGCAUCUACCCGUUUGGAAAUGCAGAAGAGCAAGCCCAAGUGGAGAGACACUUUGAAGAACAGUUUCCAGACAUGACAGUCAUGUAUGACAAUGUAAUAAACAAUACAUAUACGCCCUUCCAGGAUGCUCUUAUGCAUCUGAUCCAUCUUACUCAACUGUAAACCUAUGAAAAGAUAACUUCCUCUUACCGAGGUUCAAAUUUUCGGUCCUAAAAAAUAUAGAAAUAAUUUUUCCAAUCUGACCUUAGACCUAGACGGCGUCAAAGUCUCUCAAAGCCAGCUAGUAAAAAAUUUAGGAGUCACAAUGGACCCAGACCUUUCGUUUGAGUACCAUAUUAAGCAAAUUACUAGAACUGCAUUUUUCCAUCUACGUAAUAUUGCCAAAAUACGAAAAUUUCUCUCAAAGGAUGAUGCCGAAAAACUAAUACAUGCAUUUGUUACGUCCCGAUUGAACUAUUGCAAUGUGUUGUUCUCUGGCCUCCCAAUUACCCACCUAAAAUAUUUACAGCGGGUGCAAAAUGCUGCUGCUAGACUAUUGACCAGAACAAGAAAGUUUGAUCACAUAACAUCUACUCUUGUCUCUCUACACUGGCUCCCUAUCCAAGCCAAAGCUGACUUCAAAGUUCUACUACUAACCUACAAAUCUCUGCAUGGAUUGGCACCACUGUACCUCUCCGGUCUCCUUGCACCUGAAGGAUUCUUAUUCUAUGUGUCUAUUCCAAUAUGUAAUGAUGGUAUUCAAUGACACAAAUCUGUGUUCUAGAAAGAGUGGUCUGGAGUCGCAGAGGUCCGAUAAUAUCAGCUUUAAUGCAGCAGUUGGAAAUCAACAAGUACAGAGCUCUGGGGUUGUCUAAGUUUCCCUACCCGCAACAGAGUUUGGGCUGGUUCACGAAGUCCAACUGGCUAUCUGUCCCUCCCCAGCAUAUAUUUAUACAGUGCAAUUGAAACACAAGUAUCAAAAAAGGGUUGACCUUGUUCUCUCGUGCAUCAGGGAGUUGUUCUUGCCUACGCGUCCCACCUGCUCGGGUGCCGUCUCCACCCGGUUUCAAGGUUGUUUCUAAAAAUGAAGAGAUAGAGACACAAAGAACAGCCUGCUUCCCACACUCAGUGUGAGACCCAAUGUUUAAGCCUGAGCACACUUCUAAGUUCAUAACUUUAAUAAGCACAAUGCAUAACUUUAAUAAGCACAAUAUAUUCUUUAAUCCCUCUUUUGAUCUCUGAAAACACCAGAGAUCAAUCAACAUAGCCCGGACCAACCACCGCCUCCUCGUCCUGGUCAGCCAGCCCCAGCAAUGGCAUUUGGAACCCCUUCGUCGGGUUCUCCUCAGCCGAGACAAUGAUCCUGUUACACAGGGACCUGAUACAUGGGAUACAGCAACAAUCAUGUUGAUAUUGAUAUAGCACACUCUUAAGUAAAAUAGCGGAAACCUACUUAGUCCAGUACAAUUCUAGUGUGGUCAAGCAGUAUCACUCUUGACCUAGUCGUAACCCUCUUUUCUGGACUCUCUUCGUAGCAAUAGCAAAAGGUUCACUGGCCCUUCUCCACCAACUCCUGCAACGUACGGCUGGAUUCUGGAGCAGCACAACACAUGCUCCAGUGGUACCACGUACUUCCUUUCCCCAGCACCCUUAGGGCGUGCAAGGUUCUCUCGAUGACCUUGAAUGGUCAUGUCCAUAAAUGUACAACAGGCUUCCCCGAACAUCUGAUGAUGUAUUGGGGCAGGUGGGACAGGGUCUUCAAGGGAAUGGGGCCUUAGAACAGGGGUUAGGUAGUCAGACCCGCCGGUCUGACUCGUCCUGAAGCAGAAAAGAGUUACAGUCCCAGCAUCACCUUAUCUCCCAUGAUCAAGCAGUAACUGAGUCAAAUGAGAUGCAAACAGUCGAACACCAAUGAUUAAACACAGAUAUUGAAAUCAAGAACCCAUUUCAGGAUUUAAAGUGGAUAUUUUUAAAGUUCAAAUAAAUCCCUCCUUUCACACCCUUAUAGGGUGUGACAACAAACCCAAAUUCAAAAAAUAUCCCAUUACCGAUUACACAAUGUUGACAUACAAUAAUGAUGAGACUAUGCAGCGUUAUAGCCAAGUGGUGUGGACACACUGGACACAGUGGGAAAACCCUAAUGAUGUUAUAGGGGAAAACCCACCGUCACUCCAGAGUGGACAUUCGACAUCCAUGUAUCCACGGCAGACCUGGACAUGCUCACAGGCCCCCUUCACCACAUACAUACAACUUUAGCCAAGCUUUUAGAAUUGCAAUAAAAUAAACUAAAUUCGAAACAAAUAGAAAAACCAGAAAUUAGACAGGAUAUAAGUUCUCAUAAGAUCCCUCCUUUCAUUGAUAACUUUAAUCAAUACCCAAUCUCCUCGUUUGACUCCUCCACUCUUUGGUUUACUGCUUCAUCUGGAACAGAAUUUAGCAGGACGAGCCCCCACUAUUAGUCAUGCCUAGAAAUGACAAUUUCUUUGUUCCCUUCUUUAGAAAAUCAACUGGUAGUCUAAUUUCUUUCACUCCAAAAAACCUUUUCUGUCUGUUAAAACAGUUAAGUUUAAGACCAAUAUUGUUUUAGAUUCUCUAUUUUACCAAAUCACAGCUCUUUUUAUCAAAGAUAUGAUAAAAGCAAUUUUCAUUAUGCCAAACCAGAAUCUGUAUGCGUCUUAAAUGAAAUAUAGACCAAAUAAUGUUCUUAAUGUAGCUAUUAACCAAACAUUUUUCCCAAAUAUAUUUUCUAUAAAGGUCAGAUAGGUAUAACUUCAUAACUCGUUUUGCUGCAGUUCAAAACGAGCCAAUUAGCUUAAACCAUCAUAACCACAAUUUAUCAGACUUGAUGAGUCUUCCCAAAUUAUUUCAGAACUGAAUGUUAUAAUAUUCCUCUUCAUGCACUAAUACCAUUUAUCAAUACAACAUUAUCACAGCCUAACUGUUUAUCCCAAACAGUAUGCCAGGCUUUGAUAAAACUCUCAAAUAAAACUUAAAACCAAAUUACAAUUAAACUCCAAAUAAAAGUACAUUUAGUUAUUUUCUCUUUCUCAUUUUUAACCAAAUUACAUCUAAUACCUUUAUCAAAACUCUUAAAAACCCUAGAUUUUACUAUUUUGACUUAAAAUGUUAUCCCAUAUACCUUUCCAAUUGCUUCCUCAUAAUUUUUCACAUACAUUUCCUCAAACCAUUCUUUGACCAACACAGCUGGUUUGCUCUAGUAUAACUCUUCCAAUUGUAUUAGAACCAAUUUAUAAACCAGGGGUUCAAUUUCUGCAUUUUAACUGAAUACCCUCACACAUCACAGAUUUUCCGCCUAUAAAUCCAAGUUCUGGUCGGAAAGGCUUUAAAAAAAAACCCUCCCUGUUUGGCUAGGAAUUAUAACAAAUGUUGAUCACGCAUUUGUUAACCACCAAACUUGGGAUUCAUCUAAACGAACACAUCUAUCAGCAUUAAUACUCACAUAAUUAUGCAGAACUAUACCCUCUGGGAUCACCUUUGUAAGAUCUCAAGUAACAGGACUCUUUUAGCCCCCACCUUUCUCCAACUCUCCUCGGGAUUUCUGUAACUUCUUGGUCAAAGAAAAAAGCACGAGAUUGAUAAAAGUGAGUGAUUUCACAAUUUAAAAACUUGUUAGACUUUGCACCGAAGGCAAUUACGGUCCUUGGAGGACACCUAGUGGAUCUUUUUAUUUUUUAUUUUAUUUUUUAAAGAACGACAGAUCUGUUUAAAAUACCGUUCAGCUCAACCCGACUCCACACAAAUAGACAGUGAAAAAGACAAAGACAACGAGUUUAGGGACUCUAACCCCUGGAAAGGACUCUAACCUCCCCUUGGACAAGGACAACGAGUUUAGGGACUCUAACCCCUGGAAAGGACUCUAACCUCCCCUUGGACAAGGACAACGAGUUUAGGGACUCUAACCCCUGGAAAGGACUCUAACCUCCCCUUGGACAAGGACAAAACACAAAAACGGUUGAUUUCCCACCACUGUUGGUUUGACUAGGUACGAUGAAACAUAGUAAUCGUCUAAAUUUGGUUCUCAGUUCCGAAUAGCAGUACUUUGAAUUAACAGGUGUCUGCUUACCUUUUUUUUAAAUGUUGAGGCGCCUCUGACGAUUACGUCUGCCUCCUCGUACCGGUGUAUGGGUCUCUCUCCCGAUCUGUCGGUCGGGCCGGAACCCUCUGGACUCCCUCUUUUCAGCGUCGGGGUCACCAUUUGAAGGAUUCUUAUUCUAUGUGUCUAUUCCAAUAUGUAAUGAUGGUAUUCAAUGACACAAAUCUGUGUUCUAGAAAGAGUGGUCUGGAGUCGCAGAGGUCCGAUAAUAUCAGCUUUAAUGCAGCAGUUGGAAAUCAACAAGUACAGAGCUCUGGGGUUGUCUAAGUUUCCCUACCCGCAACAGAGUUUGGGCUGGUUCACGAAGUCCAACUGGCUAUCUGUCCCUCCCCAGCAUAUAUUUAUACAGUGCAAUUGAAACACAAGUAUCAAAAAAGGGUUGAGCUUGUUCUCUCGUGCAUCGGAGUUGUUCUUUCCUACGCGUCCCACCUGCUCGGGUGCCGUCUCCACCCGGUUUCAAGGUUGUUUCUAAAAAUGAAGAGAUAGAGACACAAAGAACAGCCUGCUUCCCACACCCAGUGUGAGACACAAUGUUUAAGCCUGAGCACACUUCUAAGUUCAUAACUUUAAUAAGCACAAUGCAUAACUUUAAUAAGCACAAUAUAUUCUUUACACCCUAUUGCCCCGCAAGGACACUUAGAUCUCAAGAUGCCGGCUAUCUGGUGGUUCCCAAAAUUAAGAAAAAAACAGCUGGAGGUAGGGCGUUCUCAUAUAGAGCGCCUCUUCUCUGGAAUAAACUACCCGUCUCAAUUAGGGAGUCUGAUACUGUUUCGACGUUUAAUAUUAGGUUAAAAACGUUAUUGUUUAGUCAAUUCUACGACUGUUAAAGGUAAGUAUGUUACUAGUUGGAGGCAACGGGGGACGGGUUGUUUCCAUCCUUAUUCUUUAAGUAUAACUUAUUUUAGAGUUCUCUUCCCCUGGAACAGAUUUCAUGUUUCAAAUGAGGGGGGCUGUCGCUGUCUUGGUGUGUGGGGUUGCAUCAAAUUCCCCUUUUUUGCUCUGUUAAAUUGCUGCACCAGUCCACACUUGACCGGUGGGGAUCUCAUUCUAUUAUGACUGUAACUGUUAGCUGCUCCUGGCAUUCUCUAAUCCCUGCUCUCCUCUCUCUGUCCCCCCCCACACACAUCCCUUGUGGUGUGGGGGGUUUGAGUUGUCAGCACCUGCCUGGUCGUCGGUCAGCCAACGCUGGACCUGGUCGCGAGUCUCCCGGUCCUGUCCUACAUCUAUAAAGUUGAAUAAUGGAUUUUGGUGUUUUAAAAACCCAUCGACACUGUAUGACUAUGUUUAGCCUGUGUUCUGCUCCUCUCUCCCACCAACCGUCUCUGGAGGAGGGGAUCCCUCUCUGAAUUGCUCCUCCCAAGGUUUCUUCCAUUUUUUUUUUUUUUUUUCUCCUGUUGAGAGUUUUUUGGGAGUUUUUCCUUGUCUUCCUUGAGGGUUUAGGUUGGUUGAGGGGCAGUUCUAUGGGCAUAUGUGAAGCCCUCUGUGACAUGCUUGCGUGUAAAAAGGGCUAUACAAAUACAUUUGAUUUGAUUUGAUCUUUCCCGGAGACAAACAACUGCAUGCAUACACACACACAAACGCGUUAACACCCUUAACAUCUGUUGUUGCCUUAUUAAGUGUUGACAUAUACAGUUUGUAUAUAAAAAAGUUCAACGCCAUGUUGCCCUUUUGCAUUUGUCUGUAAUAAAAUUGAUUUGAAAC
Osmerus eperlanus (European smelt) is the source of this 6487-nucleotide messenger RNA. RefSeq lists its product as uncharacterized. The coding region runs from base 1 to 855 and encodes 284 amino acids. The record is from RefSeq and is a predicted model, not a curated record. Lineage: Eukaryota; Metazoa; Chordata; Actinopteri; Osmeriformes; Osmeridae. The transcript has 5 exons.